GAAAUGAUACCAACCAUCACUCAAUUCGUCAUCUCAGCUAUCGAGGCUCCCUGUAUAGAAAUUUUAAUAUUUCAUUUUCCAAAUCGGAGACACCAUACUGCUUCAAGAUUUUGGUGUUGCGCAAUCGCCGAAGUACCUGGGUUGAAUUAAUUUUAUUCGAAGACGAAAAUGAUGGCCACAUGUUCAUUUAUUUCAAGUGAUCAGGAGAAACCAACUCUAGCCAAAUUCUCCCAUGGAAGGCUGCAGAGAAAUUCAGAUGGUACAUGGAAGAAGAGUCCGUCUUUCACCCUUCUAAGGAGCUCAGACAAGGAUGACAAGAGGAAAAAUCUCAGGAGGAUAUUGGUAGCAGAAGCUGACUCCAUGCAGUAUGUUGGCCAAAAUUAUGGUGACCAAGCAUCCAAAGCCAACUCAAUGUGCAAAUACUUGGUCGGAGUAUUGGACAAGAAGACUGGAAAGAUGAAAAUCUUCAACUCUCAACUACUAGAGCUGCAUCCAUGGCUUGGAAAGAAAGAGAUCAAAGAAGAACAAAAUAAGAAAAUCAAUGACUUUUCAUUGGCUGAAAAGAAAGACAGACUGACUGAAGCCUUUGGAAGUUCCAAGAAACAGAGGGCUAUGGAAUCACGUCUGAAGAACAAGGUUGGAACAGAAGCCUUAGAGACCUCUGCAGCCAAGGCAGUCACCCAUGCUGUUGAUACACCUGCUCUUCCACAAGACUCUGACAUCGACACAAGUCUGCUGCCACCGUGUGACAGAUCUGCGAAGAGGCCACAAGAUGUGUACAAGCUCGAAGACAUCAUAUCGGCAAGACACAGGAAAUCACUCCAAUCACAAGCAGAGGAGCUGUUAACUGGUGCUAAAUCGCAGCUAGAUGAAUGGAAAAAUACUAAGAAGUAUCCCCAGUAUGUAUUGGAUCAUGUACCUGCUCUAUUGCAUGAAGCUGAUCACGAAAGAAGCAUUACUCGGGCAACCAAACUACUCUUCCUAACCUUCCUCAUGAAGCUGCAUGCUACCAAACCAAAAGAAUUGAAGACAUGUCUAAAGACUGCCCCCCCUGGCAUCAGAACCCAUCUAUAUGAUACCUUCACACAAGUGACCCCAACCCCAGAUGGCCAAAGUGAAAAACAGCUUCUCUCUAAAAGCUGCAAGGACAAGCUCUUAUCUUAUAUCCUGGUGUUGGCCCAGCUUAUUGAUACCUUCCACACAGACAUUACAUCACUCACCAAAGACCUCAACGUCCCUGUCAAAAGGCUGCUGGCACAUGCCCGAUUCAUUGGCUGUAAGACAUCUUCUCAAACAAUAACACCCUCUAAACCCAAGAAGAGGAGGAAGAAGAGGAAAGACCCCGAUGACAGUGAUGAUGAUGAUGAUGACAAGGAUUUUCUACAAGAGAAUUCUGCCGACAAGGAAUCCUUCAAGGUUGUAUACAUUGAACUGAGCACGCCCAUCAAGUCUACAUCAAGCUUUGUAGAGAAACCAGGUUUUGGAAAGAAAAGAUGAUCGUUGUCUUUAGUCUCUCAGAAUCUUGACCAAGUUAUGUUUUUUCCACAUUUUUUUAUUCUUAUGAACCCUUUGUCGGGGUAUUAAAGUGCCCUACCCUUUUAAUAACCAAUUCAAUGAAAAGUUCAUUCUUUGUCAGAAUUUGAUUAUCUUGGGAAAUGUAUCAUACUCAUUGAAAACUCAUUCAGCACAAGAAUAGGCACCCAUUGUUUGUUAAGUCAUGAGUCACUUUACAACCAGAAUUGGUAACGGAAACUACAAAGAUGACAAUAAAAAUACAAGGUAUAUUAGUAAAGUUUGUUUACAACUCCCACGCAAGUUUUAUACAGAUGCUACUGUGUACACGGUCAUGGGAUUCAGUACACAUGCACUGACUUGACCGGGCAUGUACACUUACACACGUUAGUUUGUGUAUAUCUGUAUUUCACAUUGCAUGAUUGUACAAAGUUCCCAACGUGCCUGUGACAAUUGAAUCCCCAGUAAGAAAGGUAUAGACAUCAACAUGUUUGAUUUUUUUGUCCAUUUGUUUUAAAUUAAAAUUUAUUGAAAUUAAAUUUUUAGUCAACAGGGCGCAAUAAUAGAGAGCAAAACUUCAGUUGCUCCCUCGUUGAAUUUUUAUUGUGAGGUAAUUUAAGGAACCCAUUUAAAUCAGUAAAUCAUUUUUUUUUUCAGGAAAUGUCAAUAAAAAAUAUGAAACAUUACUCCAACUUGGGGUAGAUUUGAGGUGGCAGUCUUUUAUCAUAAUUACAUAGUGUAUUAUUACCUUUGCAAUUAUAAUAUAAUUUUGUCCAAGCCCUCAGCUGUCAGUCCUUAGGUCCCGCUGAAACUAGUAAUGUGCUUUUAGUGAUGCAUGAACAGAAGAAGUCCACUUCACCAUGUGUUACUUUAUACAGAUGUAAGGGCAUAGGUAUACAUGUAUUAGAGUUUUUUUCAAAAUGAAGGAAGUUCUUCAUACAUGUUUGUCACGAUUUUGUGGAACUCAGUUUCUUUUUUAAGAACUGAGAAGAGAGUCAAAAUAAAAGAUUUUACAUUUGAUAUGAAAGUUGAUCAUUCAUUGUUUCUUAAUUGCAAACCUUAAAAAAAUUGCUUCUCAUUCAUAAAGACAAUAAAACUGUUUUGAUAUCCAAGAAUGGAUUAGUCCAACAGUGGCAUUUUAUGUGCAAAGAGUGUGCCAGAGUGCUCAUACAAAGAAUCAAAAGCUUAUACAUGUACACAAAGUCCUACACCAUCUGCUGGCAAAUGACACUAUUACUGUCACUUUCGUUGACCUUCCCUCUUAUUUUUCCAGCCAAUUCAUCCGUCUCGAACGUAAAAUCUUCCCUUCCGAAUCUUGAAUGAAAUUUUUGUUUUGAAUUUACAUAGUGAAAUGUUUCCCAAGAAGUUAUGUGGUCAUUAUUUUGGAAUGUUAUUUAAUCUUUUCUUCAUACAAACUUUUACACUUGAUGCUUUUUCAAAAUUAGUUUUGGACAUUCUUUAACUUAACACAAUUACCAGAGCAUAGUGUGACAUUCUUAAAGUUCAUUAAAAUCCAACAUUUGUUUGGAUAAUUCUUCUCUUAAGUGCAUAUAAAUUUAUUAACUGUAUUCAAAGCAUACUACAUUCAACUUUCAAAUCACAUUUUAAAACUUCUUUCCAAUUAUUUAUUUUUUCCAAACUCAUUUCAUAUAUAAUUAACGUUUAUCUAUUACUUUAAUUUGAUUAUAUAUACAAAAUUAUAAAAAAAAGAUGGAAUAAUACAAAAUGUUUUUUCUAUUAAAAAUUCAUAAAUGAGUGAUUACAUUUUUUUAUUGGCAACAGUUAUUUGAUAUGAUGCCAUUUAUGCCUGAAAUAAUGUCAGCAAUGAAUUUUGUUGAAAAAGAGGAAUGAAAAGAUAACAAAAGAAAGAAACAUGUAGGAACUUAAAAAAAACAAUGAAAUACAUGUACAUUAGAAAUCAAUUUUGUUACUGGAUUAUUUUUUUUCAUUUACAAUUUUUAGGAUUGCCAUCAAGAAUAUUAUAACCAAAAAAAGCAUUCUAGGAGCUUUAUUUAUUUACUGAAUUAGAACAAAUAGUAUGAUUUUAUAAAUAAGUCAACAUAAUUAAUUGAUAAAAAAUAAGAAAGAUGAAUGAAGUGAAAUCUGUGGCUGAGAUCUAAAGGGAGGGGGGCAUAAAUAAGGGCCAGAGUGACAAUAAUCAAAAUCCCUUUGGACUAUUAUGGUUGAGCCAAUCAUAUGCAAGGGUUUGGCUAUCAUCGGAAUUUGGUACCAUCAAUGGCCCAAUACCUAGGAGCAAGUGUUGUCCAUUACCCAGUGUCACUAGCGCACUUGAGUUAUGGGGCAGGGGCAGAGUCUACCCCCCCCCCCAGACCUACAAAUCCAAAGAGGAAACUUGUAAAGAAUGAGCAAAAAUAAAGUGUGUCUAUACGUUGACAGUGAAUUUAAUAUCUUCUCAUAAUAAGUGCAUAUAUAUUUACUUCCUGUACAUAUACUAUAUAUAAAUAUUAAAAUACAACAAUGCGUACAACAUU
This is a messenger RNA of Lytechinus pictus (painted urchin), 4004 nucleotides long. RefSeq names its product DNA-directed RNA polymerase I subunit RPA49-like. Gene Ontology annotation, molecular function: DNA binding. Gene Ontology annotation, biological process: transcription elongation by RNA polymerase I; DNA-templated transcription; RNA polymerase I preinitiation complex assembly. The transcript is spliced from 11 exons. Gene Ontology annotation, cellular component: RNA polymerase I complex. NCBI's taxonomy places the organism in Eukaryota, Metazoa, Echinodermata, Echinoidea, Temnopleuroida, Toxopneustidae. Bases 169 to 1497 code for a protein of 442 amino acids. The record is from RefSeq and is a predicted model, not a curated record.